Carcharodon carcharias (great white shark) is the source of this 638-nucleotide messenger RNA. RefSeq names its product immediate early response 3 interacting protein 1 (gene ier3ip1). The record is from RefSeq and is a predicted model, not a curated record. The transcript is spliced from 3 exons. The coding region runs from base 96 to 344 and encodes 82 amino acids. Gene Ontology annotation, cellular component: COPII-coated ER to Golgi transport vesicle; Golgi membrane; endoplasmic reticulum membrane. Gene Ontology annotation, biological process: endoplasmic reticulum to Golgi vesicle-mediated transport. Lineage: Eukaryota; Metazoa; Chordata; Chondrichthyes; Lamniformes; Lamnidae.
GUGUGCUCCUGUAGUCUGGCUGGUAUCUGGAGUUGCUCUUUGCCGUGGGGCUGAGGCUGAGGCUGGGCCUGGGCCGCUUGCUUCCCUGUGUCAGGAUGGCGUUCACCCUGUACUCGCUGCUGCAGGCCGCUCUGCUCUGCGUCAACGCCGUGGCCGUACUGCACGAGGAGCGGUUCCUCAACAAGAUUGGCUGGGGGACAGACCAGAGCGUUGGUGGUUUUGGAGAAGAGCCGGGGAUUAAAUCGCAGCUCGUAAAUCUAAUCCGAUCCGUACGAAUGGUGAUGAGAUUGCCAUUGAUAGUACUGAACUCCAUAACAAUUGUACUCUUAUUACUGUUUGGAUGAAGAAUUGGAAGAGAGCAUCAACACUCUCUAUGCUGAUGAGAGAAUGCAGGAUUUUCUACAUAAGUGGAGAUUUGCAACAUAUUUUGCUGUUUAGAGGAGAUUUGCAAAAUAUUUUGCUGUUUAACUCCACAAUCUUCCUCAAAGUUCCUCUGAACUGUAGUAAAAGCAAACCCAUGGCAUUACAUAUUUCAGUGUUUUGUAGACAUAAAAAUUAAAAGAAAAUGGGAUCAAUGCAAAAAAUGAUUUGAACUUUUCAGUGUCCUGUUCCAAUUAAACUAUGAAAAUUUGCAGUUA